Molecule: messenger RNA, 2534 nt
Organism: Spinacia oleracea (spinach)
Lineage: Eukaryota; Viridiplantae; Streptophyta; Magnoliopsida; Caryophyllales; Amaranthaceae
Product: oligopeptide transporter 1-like
Exons: 7
Coding region: 77-2344 (755 amino acids)
Biological process (GO): transmembrane transport
Molecular function (GO): oligopeptide transmembrane transporter activity
Source: RefSeq, a predicted model, not a curated record
CAUCUAAAACGUGAUAUAUAUAGACAAAAAACACUUGUAGAAUUUAUUGAGGAAUUUAAACAAGGAAUUAAAAAAAAUGGGUUUCGAGGUUGGUAGUACAUCUUACUCCAAAGAUCCAGAAAACAAUCACUCGUCUUUUCAAAUCGAUACUGGAGGAGAAGAAAUCAACGACAACCCCAUUGAAGAAGUGAGGCUAACAGUUCCAAUAACAGACGAUCCAACACUACCAGCACUAACAUUUAGAACAUGGGUACUUGGCCUUUUUUCCUGCAUUCUCUUAGCCUUCAUUAACAGAUUCUUCGGAUUUCGUCAAAACCCAUUGUCUGUAUCUUCAGUAGCAGCCCAGAUUGCAGUUACACCCAUUGGAAGAUUAAUGGCUUCCACAUUACCUACAAAACAAAUCAUCAUACCCUUCACAAAUUGGUCUUUUUCUAUGAAUCCAGGACCUUUUAAUUUGAAGGAGCAUGUUUUGAUUACUAUUUUUGCUAGUUGUGGUGCUAGUGGUGUUUAUGCUACUCGUAUCAUCACCAUUGUUAAGGCUUUUUAUAAGAGGGAGAUGAAUCCUGUUGCUGCCAUUUUGCUCGCGCUUACUACUCAGUUGCUUGGAUAUGGAUGGGCUGGCCUAUUCAGGAAAUACCUAGUUGACUCCCCAUACAUGUGGUGGCCAUCAAAUCUGGUCCAGGUCUCUCUUUUCAGAACGUUACACGAAAACGACGUAAGGAUUAAGGGAGGACUAACAAGACUACAAUUCUUUCUCAUGGUUAUUGGUACAAGUUUUGCCUACUAUGUUAUCCCUGGAUACUUGUUCCCUUCAAUAGGCUGUCUUUCAAUCCUGUGUUGGCUAUGGAAAAAAUCAAUCUUUAUGCAACAAAUGGGAUCAGGACUCCAUGGUCUUGGAAUAGGAGCUGUUUCACUUGAUUGGAACACUGUAAUAAGCUUCUUAGGAAGUCCUUUAUCAACACCAAGUUCUGCUAUUAUGAAUAUUAUGGCUGGGUUUUUUUUAGUGGCGUAUUUUGUUGUUCCUGCUGCUUAUUACUCUAAUUCAUAUGAAGCUAAGAGGUUUCCUUUUAUUUCCACCAAAACAUUUGAUUAUUCUGGUCAUCAGUAUAAUAUUUCUCGAGUUAUGAAUGAGAAUACAUUUACGUUGGAUGAUGGUUCCUAUGAUAGUUAUGGGAAGCUUUACCUUAGCAUCUUCUUUGCGUUUGCUUAUGGAUUGAGCUUUGCUACACUUUCGGCUAUGAUCUCACAUGUUGCUCUUUUCCAUGGAAAGUCAAUAUGGCGGAUGUGGACUCAAACAACAUCAGGGAUAAGUGGUGAAUUCUCUGAUGUGCAUUCAAGACUAAUGAAAAAGAACUAUGCACAAGUUCCACAGUGGUGGUAUCACAUUCUUUUAGCUGUUACAUUUGGUCUAGCCUUGCUUGCUUGUGAAGGUUUCUCGAAACAACUCCAACUCCCUUGGUGGGGAUUGUUAAUGGCUUGUGGAAUUUCUGCAUUUUUCACCUUACCAAUUGGCAUUAUAAAUGCUACCACAAACAUACAACCAGGUCUGAAUGUGAUAACUGAGUUGAUCAUUGGAUACAUAUAUCCCGGACGGCCUCUUGCUAAUGUGACUUUCAAGACAUAUGGUUACAUUAGCAUGGCACAAGCUCUUUGGCUCCUACAAGACUUCAAAUUAGGCCACUACAUGAAGAUCCCUCCAAGAUCUAUGUUCAUUGUUCAGCUGGUUGGAACCAUAGUAGCAUCACUAGUCUACUUUGGAACAACAUGGUGGCUCCUCUCAACAGUCGAAAACAUGUGUGAUGCAUCCCUACUACCCGAAGGAAGUCCAUGGACAUGUCCAGAUGAAGAAGUUUUCUACAAUGCUUCAAUCAUAUGGGGAGUAAUUGGACCUGGAAAAAUGUUCACAAACAGAGGAAACUACCCACAACUAAACUGGUUCUUCCUCAUAGGAUUCCUUGCACCAUUUCCAGGAUGGUUAUUAUCACGAAAAUACCCAGAAAUAAAACUGUUUAAGCUCAUAAACACACCUGUAAUCAUAUCUGCAACAAUGAUGAUGCCACCAGCAAGAUCUAUUAAUUACUUAACAUGGGGUGCUGUUGGAAUUUUCUUCAAUUAUUAUGUUUACAGAGCAUAUAAAGGAUGGUGGGCGAAGUAUAAUUACAUACUUUCUGCUGGUUUAGAAGCUGGGAUUGCUUUUAUGGGGAUUUUGUUGUAUUUUAGUUUGCAGAAUAAGGAUAUUUUUGGGAUUCAAUGGUGGGGUUUGCAACAAGAUGAUUAUUGUCCUCUUGCUAAGUGUCCUACAAUGGCAGGGGUUCAAGUUCAGGGGUGUCCUGUUUUUAGAUAGGAUGAAUUUAGGUGACAGUUAAUGUACAAGUUUAAAGAUUAAGUACUUAUUUAUAGCUUAGAUUAGAGUUUAAUUAGAUUAGCCAGUAUGGUUGAAUCAAGUUCAUUAUGUACUCUUUUUUUGUUAAACAGUAUGACAAUCUUCAUCUUAAAAUCAAUUGGUGAUAGGUGGAGUAGAACACCAAUAUAAA